Malus domestica (apple) is the source of this 1457-nucleotide messenger RNA. Its product is annotated as MADS-box protein JOINTLESS-like. Gene Ontology annotation, biological process: positive regulation of transcription by RNA polymerase II. Gene Ontology annotation, cellular component: nucleus. Lineage: Eukaryota; Viridiplantae; Streptophyta; Magnoliopsida; Rosales; Rosaceae. The record is from RefSeq and is a predicted model, not a curated record. Gene Ontology annotation, molecular function: protein dimerization activity; RNA polymerase II cis-regulatory region sequence-specific DNA binding; DNA-binding transcription factor activity, RNA polymerase II-specific.
GUUUCCACACUUCCGCAUGCAUUCCCUCUCAUUCGCUCACUCUUUCUCUCUCUCUCCCUCUCCACUUCUCAAUGUUCUCAUUGGUCUCUUUUCAGUUUUAACCGCUCUGAACUCUAUCCACCCAUCCAAAUACAGCAGCAAAACCAAAACAUCUCCCCAAGAUUUACUCACACUGGUAAGAACCUUGUAGGCGUCAACAAAUCCACUUUCACCUAAUCAACAAAACAAUCCCUUUACCUCUCUUAAGCUUUAUCCUUUCCUUUUCUCCAAUUGGUUGGAAGCAUUUCGUUCCCUCUGAGACUUGUUGGUCUUGAAACUCUGGAUCUGGUUCAGAAUCUAAAGAUGGAGAUGGAGAUGGAGAUGGAUGAUGGGUCCCUUUGUCUCUUUUGAUCUCUCUCUCUCUCUCUCUAUCUAGUAAACCUACACUUCAUUUUUAGGGUUUGCCUUUGCCCCCCACAUCCUCCAAAGAUUUUUGGCUAAAUUUGGCAAAAUGCUGCCAGUUCUGGCACUGGACCUGUCCCUCUCCAAUUAAGCCCUUCCUUCCUUUGCUUGUAAUUUCUUCGCCUUUUCUGGAGAACCAGAAGAAGAAAAAGGUCGAAUUAAUUUAACUGAAGAUUAAGAGAUGGCGAGGGAGAAGAUUCAGAUCAAGAAGAUCGACAACGCGACAGCGAGGCAGGUGACCUUUUCCAAGAGGAGAAGAGGCCUUUUCAAGAAGGCUGAGGAGCUCUCCGUUCUCUGUGAUGCCGAUAUUGCUCUUAUCAUAUUUUCUUCCACCGGAAAGCUCUUUGAAUACGCCAGCUCUAGUAUGAAGGAAAUUCUAGAAAGGCACAACUUGCAUUCAAAGAAUCUCGACAAACUAGAACAACCAUCUCUUGAGUUACAGCUAGUGGAGAACAGCAACUACUCCAGGUUGAGCAAGGAAAUUGCAGCAAAAAGUCAUCAACUUAGGCAGAUGAGAGGAGAAGAAAUUCAAGGACUAAGUUUGGAAGAACUGCAACAAUUGGAGAAGUCCCUUGAAGCUGGCUUGGGUGGCGUAGUAGAGAAAAAGAGUGAAAAGAUUAUGAAAGAGAUCAACGAUCUUCAAAGAAAUAUGAAUGUGCAGGCGAUGCAAUUGACGGAAGAGAAUGAACGAUUAAGACAGCAAGUGGUGGAGAAAUCUAAUGGCCGUAGGCUUGUUCAUGUCGAUUCAGAGAACCUGAUUACGGAGGAGGGUCAGUCAUCAGAGUCUGUCACCAAUCUCUGUAAAUCUAACAGCGGUCCUCAAGACUAUGACAACUCAGUUACAUCUCUAAAAUUGGGGCUGCCUUUCUCUGGUUGACCGAAAGUAGAUGUGGGUUGUAUUCUCUACAAAUUGGGACAAUUGACUUUAAAUGUUGAAUGAGAUAUGAAUGUAACAUUCAACACGUUAAUAUAACCCCACUGUAUUUAUAUGAAAAAAUGCGUAAUGUAUUCGAACC